Molecule: messenger RNA, 1577 nt
Organism: Etheostoma cragini (Arkansas darter)
Lineage: Eukaryota; Metazoa; Chordata; Actinopteri; Perciformes; Percidae
Product: STAM-binding protein-like A
Exons: 10
Coding region: 191-1519 (442 amino acids)
Biological process (GO): protein K63-linked deubiquitination
Cellular component (GO): endosome; cleavage furrow
Molecular function (GO): metal-dependent deubiquitinase activity; protein binding; K63-linked deubiquitinase activity
Source: RefSeq, a predicted model, not a curated record
CGUCAGGCGGAAGUUGUUUAGAUUGCGGAAGAGUAGCCACAGACGCUGUAGGCGCACCAGCUCCACUAAAGCAAUUCGUUUUGGUACUCUGUAAUUUGAUCGUAUUUUGAUAUAGAUAUAUGUAGGCCUCUGGGAGCUUCAGUUUACAGCUCGAUCAGCUUGUCCUCUCAGUGUUUCAGGUUGAGCUGUCAUGAUGGCGGACCACACUGAUGUCAGUCUGCAGCCGGAGGAGCGGGUCCGCGCUCUGACCAAGAAGGGAAGCUCAGUCGAAGUGGACGACGAUGUGCCCCCGCGCCGCUAUUUCCGCUCCGGCAUGGAGAUGAUCCGCAUGGCUAACAUCUAUGCAGAGGAGGGCAACAUUGAGCGCGCCUUCGUCCUUUAUAAUAAAUAUAUCACUCUCUUUAUAGAAAGACUUCCCAAACAUCGAGAGUACAAGACCGCUAACAUUCCUGAGAAAAAGGACACACUAAAGAAACUGAAGGAUGUUGCUUUUCCUCAAGCAGAAAUUCUGAAAAAAGCUCUUUUGCAGAGAUUUGAACAAGAGUAUGCGCAACAUCUUGUCAAAAAGAAAGCGGAGCAGGAGGCCCUGGCGCGGGAGCAGUCCAAGCAGCGAGCGCUGGAUGCAGAGCGGGAGCGCGUGGCCAAGAUGCAGCAAAGGCAGCAGGAGCAAGAGCAGUUCAAAAAGUUUGAGGACAUGAUCCGGUACCAGGAGUUGGAGAAGGACCACCAGCGCAAGCAAUUGAAGUUUGCAACGCCUGCAACGCCUGCAACGCCUGCCACGCCUUCCCCUGACAUGCCCCUCCUCCCAGGCAUUCUGGGACCCCCAAAAAUCUCCCCCACCCCCCCACAGAGCCCAGGGGGCCUGUCUGGCGACACCAACCACCAGAACAAUUUCCCUCCUGCAACCAACAGCACACCUGCCUCCAGCCAGCCCAUCGUCGACCGGUCGCUCAAGCCCGGGUUUCUGGUCAGCCCAGGGAACAACAAUACAAUGGUGGAUGCCCUUCGGCAGUUGGCUGUUCCCGCUGAGCUGUGCCGGAGCUUUCUGAGGUUAGCCGAGGCUAACACAAGCCGCGCUGUUGAAACUUGUGGCAUCCUGUGUGGCAAACUGAACAGAAAUGCGUUUACCAUAACCCACGUUAUCGUACCAAAGCAGAGUGGUGGACCGGACUAUUGUGACACAGAAAAUGAGGAGGAACUCUUCCUUAUACAGGACCAGUAUGAUCUAAUCACCCUGGGCUGGAUACAUACUCACCCCACACAGACGGCCUUCCUGUCCAGCGUCGACCUCCACACACACUGCUCCUACCAGAUGAUGCUGCCGGAGGCCAUUGCUAUCGUAUGCUCGCCUAAAUUUAACGAAAUCGGCUAUUUCAAAUUGACGGAUCGAGGAACAGAUGAGAUCUCUACAUGUAAACAGAAAGGCUUUCAUCCUCACAGCAAAGAGCCCCCUCUAUUUACACACGCGGGACACGUCAACAUCACCAAUGACACUGUAUCCAUGAUGGAUUUGCGGUGAUUUUUCUUUUUUCACCAAAAAAGGACUGCUUUAUGAACCUGCAGAAAUGUCACAUGGG